Magallana angulata is the source of this 6339-nucleotide messenger RNA. RefSeq lists its product as uncharacterized. The coding region runs from base 110 to 2917 and encodes 935 amino acids. Gene Ontology annotation, biological process: cell-cell adhesion; regulation of apoptotic process. The record is from RefSeq and is a predicted model, not a curated record. Gene Ontology annotation, molecular function: cell adhesion molecule binding. The transcript has 15 exons. Gene Ontology annotation, cellular component: cell-cell junction. Lineage: Eukaryota; Metazoa; Mollusca; Bivalvia; Ostreida; Ostreidae.
GUAAAAAUUACACGUUAAAACUAUUUGAAAAGAGAAAGAAAAGAACUAAAUUUUUAACCAACACAAAGAUGUGAAAAAAAACGACAGUUAAAUUAUUCCAACAAUUGGGAUGAUGGCAUUGACAACACUAUCACAAAAACAAUUGAAUUUUGCUCGUUUUUCAAUACUUUGCGUUGAUAUCGUCAAACUUCCCCUUGUCGACAUUUUGGACAUAUUUGUCAAACCCAAUGAGCUAGUGAGGAAUAUAAGAAAAUGUCAUUCGUUAAAAACUGGAGAACACAAACUAAAUGCAAAACAAUGGGCAGAGUGUCGUUGCUCUGACUUAUCCCCAAUAGUGAUUGAUUAUCCUAAUUACAAGGAUUUUGAUGUAACUUUGCUGUACAAACUCAUAAGGAAUCUAUGUCCUUCACUGGAACCAACAAACAAAUGGGGAAACAAACCAACAAGAAAAGACCUGAGUGUUGGGGACGAUAUCGAACGAAUUCGAGAGCUCAGAAACGCAUGCUUUGCACACACUGAAUCAGCAGAAAUCUCAAACGACGACUUUGAGGAGCUCUGGAAGGCUGCAAAAUCUAUGAUUUUUAGAUUGCAAGAUUUUACGACAAGCAAAGGAGUUGACGCCGACUACAUUCAAAGGAUUUUGAAUUUACAAAGAAAAGCUUUGACUUUUAAAGAGUACAUUUCCUGCAGACAACUUCCCGGAGCAAUUUACAUUGGUGGGGAAACAAGCGUACCUUGCGGAACAACAGCUCACUUUAUAGCUGCAAUUACACUAGAACAAGUAGAUCAUUUGCCAGUCAGCUGGGACAGAGUAGAACGAUUGGUGAGGACACAGAUAGACAUAGAAGAUGAGAAGUACAGGGGAAGUGACGAUACGCAGCUCAUUAUCCGCAACGUGUGUAAGGAAGAUGAAGGAAGAUAUCAAGCGGUUAUCUCACGAAAUCAAGACGUCAAAAUAUUUAGUAAUGAACUUUUUCUACAUCCAAUCGGAGAACCACCGUGUUUAGAAGAGUUUGAGUUAAAAGUUACGUCACAAAACGAAGAAAUUUUUAUACACUAUGUGUUUAAAGACUUGGGAUACUCUUCUAAUGUUGAAAAAAUAAGAUGGACAAAGAAUUCAUUAACGCUAGAUCUGUCAAACAACAAAUAUGGUGAAGGACAAUCAACAGAGAAUUGUAUUACAAUUACAAGUCCAGGUGAAAAAGACAUAGGAGAAUAUACCUGUAUAGUUUCAAACGCUGCGGGAACCGUUUCAAAGAGUGUGAAAUUAGACAUACCAAGUGCACAGAUACUGUCAACAACAAAGGUUGGUUUUGGGUCAGAUACUAGAUUUGACUGUCUUUUAUCUGGAUACCCUCUUCCUGACAAAGUGGAAUGGGAGAACAGUCUUGAUGGAACAACUUUUAAUCCUAUUGAUGUUUAUAAGAAUAAAUACUUUGGGAGCAGUACUGAUCCAUGUUCUCCGUUUUUACUUGUACGGAAUGCCACUUUAACGGACCAACAAUAUUAUCGGGUCGUUGUGUGGAAUGUAUUUGGAAAGUGCACGAGCAACAAAGAAUUUUUACAAGUUACAGGAGAUCGACCAAACAUGUCUGGAGGAACAUGCACUUUACAAGGCCACGCAGUCAAACUGAGAUGUGAUGUCUUUCUUUAUGACGAAUCACCUGCACUGACUGAUGUGUAUUGGACUAAAGGCGGUAUCAAGCUUGACAUUGCAACACACAAUGGAAAAUAUUUGGGAGUAAAUCUUACUGAUCCGUCACUGACUAUUAACAACGUCAAUUAUAAUGACGCUGGCAACUAUCAACUAAUUGCGGACAACGCGGUUGGUGAGACAAGAAGCGAAGUAAUUAUAUUAGGUUUGCCAGAGGUAUUUUUAGGAAAAUAUGACAAAAAGGAGGAUGGUAGCCUGUCGUUUACAAUGACAAUAAAAUCGGUACCAGUUCCACAUGCUGUGCAAUGGCGCAUGAUAGAAAAUGGUUCCGACACGUUUGAACCAAUCAAUGUCAAUGCUUCAGAAUACAAAGGAACAUCGAAUACAUUUCCUCAUCCUGUAUUGGUCAUAAAACAUGUAGAAAAAAUUGAAAAUUGCAGCUUUGAAAUAGAGGUUAAAAACCUAAUCGGAACGGUUAAAAAAGGAUUCCAGGGGAACAUCAGUGAAGACAUUCUGAAGAGAAAACAAAGUUCUCUUGGAAAGUUUCACACAAAUGGUGGAUCUCGUGUUCCGUUUAGCAAAUUGCUUAAAAAACUAGCAGAUGAGUUUCCUUUAGAAAAGGUUAACCAACUGAAAUAUCUCAUUCGACUAUCUUGCGAUAUUAAAGAAGUGAAAGAAUUGAAUAAGGCAAAGAAUGCAGCAGAUUGCUUUAUGGUUCUUUGGAAAGAAGAGAUUAUUACCACAUCGAACGUUAUUGCCAUGCAGUUUUUACUUCAAGAGACAAAUUCUGAAGAACUGGAAAGGAAAUGCGUUGAGUAUGCUAUAAAACAGAACGCAAUAUAUUAUUACGAAAAGCCACCAGAAAACGGAUGGCGAAACAUUCGUUUCCACGUAGAUGCAAAUUUACAUCAUUUUAGUACCGAUGAUGUAAUCAAAAUAAGACAAACUGUCGCAAAUAUAGUUGACUGUUCUAUAGAAGAGAUCCGAGUUCAUGGAUAUCUCAGAUCAACGAGUUUUUUCAUAGUGCUAGCAAUCAAAGAGAUUUACAUUGAAAGACUUUUAGCUAUGACGCACCACGACAAAGAUAAACUUAGAAAACUAAAAAUUGACUAUAUACGAGAUGGUUUCAAGACAAUAAAUAUGCAGCGAACAACAGAAUCACCUAAAGAAGAGGGCAUCGCUGACAAAGAAAAGAAAGAUGUGUCGAAAAAAGCAAACGUGACGUUACAAGUACAAGGGGUUUCAAUUGAUAAAUUGAAUUGAGUGGCAAGACAAUUUUGAUGACGUUGAGACCCUGUCAUGUGAACUACGACAAAGAGAAAUUAAUUACCAAAUACUAGUAGCAUUGUGCAAAGAAGUUAAACAGAACAAAAAUUGAUAUUCGUUUUAGUUCAAGUGUGUAUCAGGACGGCAUGCAGUGCAAUGGCGAAAACGUAUGUUGUUAUUGCUGCAUCGACUUUGAUCUGCUUCAGAUCCAUCGGAACUUUUUUCACCGUGUGUUUUGUUGCAUUAUCCAAACGGCUGCACACUCCAACAUACGUCCUGAUUGGUUACCUACCAGUGUCUGACGUACUCGCCUCCGUGACGCGAUAUGUUCGCAUUCCAUCCGGUUUAAUUGAAUAUUUUGAUGAUAAUUCUAGAAGUAUUAUGUAUCGGACAUUUACUUUGUUGCAUUCAUUCAGCAUUUUUUCAUAUGGUUUUAGUAUAAUAUGUACUUUUUGUCAUAGCUAACCAUCUGCACAGUUUGAAACUGAGUUCUAAAACAAUAUUGUGGAUGUUUUUUGCCGUUUGGAUAAGCUCUAUUGUCGUUUCCAUCGGAUAAGGAAUUAGUGAAGUGCUAUUGUUAUUCGAUGUAUUAUCUAUCGAAACAGCAGUUUUUGCUGAGGUUGUGCUCGGCUUGUAUGUUUCUGAGAUGCCAUUUAUUGUAGUAGUUUUCAAUGUUCGAAAGCUGUAUUAUCUGUAUAACCAAACAGCUUCUGUUCGACGAACAAAAAUAGCAAAUUCGAUGUCGUUGAUGUUUUGGAUUAUUAUCGUGAUCUAUCUUCUCAGCACAAUUUAUCCUUUAAUUUACGUAACUGACUAUGCAGUGUUAAAAGACAUACUACUUCUAGAUAGAAGCCUAUACAUGGUUUAUGAUAUGUUUGUUUUUCCAUUGCUUGUUAAUAGGUGUUUUAAUCCUUUGAUUUAUUUCAUGUCUUCACCCCCUGUUUUUAAGACUUGUAUCACGAUUAAGAAGAUGUAGUAACAGAUGUACAAAUGCUUAAAUAAUAAAAAACCUGUACUCACAAUAAAAAUAACUGAGAAUGUAUACCCUUUAACUCCCACAAUUAGCAAAGGCCACUUUUGAAGUGGAACUUGGACUUGGUUCAUGAGAUGUUUGGUUUUUUUUCAUUGCUUGUGAAUACUUGUUUGAAUUCUUUGAUAUAUUUCAUGUUUUCGCCCCCUGUUUUAAGACUUUGAUCCCGAUUAAAACAUGUGGUAACAGAAGCACAAAUAUAUAACCAAUUAUAGUCACAUUAAUAUGUACUCAGAAUGAAAACAAGAAAAGAAGAAUUGAUAUCAAAUUAUUUUUUUUGUGAGCAGAAUUAUAAAAUCAUUAUUGGGUAAAUGAUAUCGAUUGCGAUGUACUUUUUUUGCAAAAAACGCUUUUUCUAUCAGAAAAAGAAACUGUUUACAAAUCCAGGUGGAAUAGUACAUCUUUUCACUGUUUUUCUAAUUCAUCGCAUUGCAAGGGUGUUUCAAUUUUUAUUAGUAGUACAUUUCAUUUUAAACUCAUAAACCAACUCAGAUCGGCCGACGGCAGGAUAAUUGUACUAAUAAUUGGACAUAACAACGAAACUAUUACACUUCUUUACUUAUAUGCACCAAAUACUGAACACGAUAGAGUUAGCUUUUUUAAAAAUGUUUCAAAUUGGAUAUCAAUGUACUGUAUGAAUGAAAAUAAUAUAAUUCUUGUUGGUGACUUUAAUUGCUCUGUGUCAAAGGAAAAAGACAAAUGUUUAAACAGUUUAAAAAAUUUACAAUUUCGUUUUGAACUAAUUGACUUGUGGCAAAAAAUAAAACCAAAACAUGACGGGUUCACCUGUUGUGAUGGCAGCAACUCUGCUAAAAGUAGAAUAGACUAUACAUUUUUAACUCAACAUUUUUGCUACAGACCGGAAAAUAUCUACUCACGAAGGCCACCGCUUGUGUCUAACAUAAGACUGAGUGACCACAUAGCUAUCAUAUUUAAAAGCGAAAUUUCUUCCAGUAGUAGAGGGAAAGGAUUCUGGAAACUGAAUACAUCCGCUCUACAUGAUUUAAAAUAUUGCUAAAUGAUAAAUCAAUUUCUACUUAAUUUGACUGAUGACAUUAAACUACAAACAAAUCUGAAAAUUAAAUGGGAAUUAAUAAAACUAUGUCAAAUAUCUUAGCAUAGAAUACUGUAAAGAAAAAAAUAGAAAUAUAAAAAAAAACUACUAUUCAUUGAAAAUGAAUUGGAGAAGAUAGAAAGUCAACAUUACUUAAACAUUUGUCAUUUGUAGGGUGGGGCCACAAUGGGGGUCAUAUUUUAACAAAGGAAUAUAAAGAGUAAAUCUUUAAAAAUCUUCUUCUCAGAAACUAAUCGGCCAGCAAAGCUGAAACUAGUGUGGAAGCAUCCUCAGGUAGUUGUGAAAAUUAUGAUCCCCAGGGGUAAGAUGGGGCCACAAUGGGGGGUGAAUUUUACAUAGGAAUAUAUAGAAGUAAUCUUUAAAAAUCUUCUUUUCAGAAACUAAUCAGCCAGCAAAGCUGAAACUUGCGUGGAAUCAUCCUCAGGUUAUUGUGAAAACCAUAACCCCCAGGGGUAGGAUGGGGCCACAAUGGGGGAUCGAAGUUUAACAUAGGAAUACAUAGAGUAAAUCUUAAAAAAAUCUUCUCAAAAACCAAUCAGCCAGGAAAGCUGAAUCUUGUGUGGAAGCCUCCUCGGGUAGUGUAAAUUCAAAGUUGUGAAAAUGAUGACCCCCGGGGAUAUGGUGGGGCUACAAUGGGGUUUCGAAGUUUAACAUAUGGAUAUAUUGAGUAAAUCUUUAAAAAUCUUCUUCUCAGAAACUAAUCAGCCAGGAAAGCUGAAUCUUGUGUGAAACCCUCCUCAGGUAGUGUAGAUUCAAAUUGUGAAAAUCAUGACCCCCGGGGGUAGGGUGGGGCCACAAUGGGGGUUGAAGUUUUGCAUAGGAAUAUACAGAGUAAAUCUUUAAAAAUAUUCGACUCAGAAACUUAUCAGCCAGGAAAGCUGAAACUUGUGUGGAAGCAUCUACAUGUAGUGUAGAUACAAAGUUGUGAGAAUCAUGACUCCCGGGGGUAGGUUUAUGCCACAAUGGGGGGUCAAAGUUAAUCAAAAGAAUAUAUUGAGUAAAUCUUUAACAAUCUUCUUCUCAGAAACUAAUCAGCCAGGAAAGCUGAAACUUGUAUGGAAGCAUCCUCAAGUAGUGUAAAUUACAAGUUGUGAAAAUCAUGAUCCCCAGGAGUAGGGUGGGGCCACAAUGGGGGUUAAAGUUUAAAAGGAAUUUAUAGAGUAAAUCUUUAAAAAAUCUUCUUCUCAGAAAUAAAUCAGCCAGAUGAUUCUUUAUAAUUGUUAAGACCUUGGCCCCAGGACAAUUCUUUGGCCUCACAAGAAAGUUCAGAGUUUGAUGUAGGUUUAUAUCCCAUAUAUAAACUAUAGUUAAGGA